CUCAACCCGGAAGUGUGGCAUGAUUAUAUGAUUUUCCGGUGUGUGAGCGUGUGUGUGAGAGUGUGUGUGAUGGAGAGAGAUGAUCGGGGUCAGGAAUAGAUUCGGAGCCACUUUCUCUGCUUUUGGGUCCAGAACUCCAGCCGUGAAUGUGUUUCAAACUUUAUUCAGAAAUCUUGUGGAGAGAAGUCCGAGUCAGAGCCGCGGGUAUCCUAGCAACAGGACAGGAAAACUGGUGCGUGACGGUGAGGACAGGAAACCAGUGAUUUGCAUUGAGGGGAACAUCGCCAGUGGAAAGACGACGUGUCUGGAGUAUUUCAGCAAGACCAGCAACAUUGAGGUUUUGACUGAGCCGGUUUCCAAAUGGAGAAAUGUUCGAGGACACAAUCCACUGGCCCUGAUGUAUGAGGACCCGUCUCGAUGGGGUCUCACGCUGCAGACCUACAUUCAGCUCACAGUCCUGGAUCAUCACCUGUCCAAGAUCACGGCUCCGGUCAGGAUGAUGGAGAGAUCUCUGUACAGCGCAAAGUACAUAUUUGUGGAAAAUCUGUAUAAAAGUGGGAAGAUGCCUGAGGUGGACUAUGCCGUCCUGAGCGAAUGGUUCGAGUGGAUCAUCAGUAACAUCUCCAUUCCUGUGGAUCUGAUCGUGUACCUGCAGACGUCUCCUCAGACGUGUUUUGAUCGUCUGAAGCAGAGAUGCAGAGAAGAAGAGAAAGUCAUUCCUCUGGAGUACCUGGAGGCUCUUCAUCAUCUGUAUGAGGACUGGCUGAUAAAUAACUCCUCAUUUAAAGUUCCUGCUCCUGUGCUGGUGAUCCCAGCUGAUCAUGAUCUUCAGAAGAUGCUCCAUCAGUACGAGGAGAACAGAGAGAAGAUCUUCACUGUGCCUCGAGCUCCAUAAAGACAAACACAGACCAUUUGUUCCAGAGGCAGCUUUUGAUCCAGCUGUGUGUUUCCUCUGCCCUGUUUUAAUAUUAAGGGUGUGUGUGUGUGUGUGUUUUAUUAAUAAUUAAUAAAAAAAAAGAAAUAUAUCCGUGAUAAUUAGCGAUUAUGAAUCUUUUGACUGACUGAAUCAGUCUGAAUCGUGAUUCAUCAGUUCAAUUGAUUCAAUUCCAAGUUUUUGAAAUAAGAGCCAUUUGAUUCAGUGAGUCAGGUUUCUGUAGGAAUUAUCAGAGUGCAUGAAGAGAUUGUCUAAAAGACUUUUAUGUAAACAUUGUUCUGUAUAUUUAUUUUAAAAACUAUUUAAAUGUUGCGGUGGGAGGAGUUUACAUCAGCGCAGUAAGAAUUCAGAGGAUUUCAACUGGAAUAUCUCAAUAAUUAACCAGCUGCAUCUCUGUCUCACACACACACUCACUCACACAAACACUCACUCUCACACACACACUCUCACACACACUCACUCACUCACUCACACACAUUCACACUCACACACACUCACUCACUCACACACACACUCACACACAAACACUCACUCUCACACACACACACUCUCAAACUCACUCACUCACACUCACAUUCACACUCUCUCUCACACACACACACACACUCAUACACUCACUCUCAGGCUUCCAUUCUUUGUGUUUGUGUUAUUUAGUUCUUUCUUUUAGGGUUAGGGUCAUUAUUUAUGCUCCUCACUCGUGUCUCAUUAUUAUUUAUUUGGCUUUUUUAUUAUUAAAUUGCAGAAACAUUCCACAUCCUCCUGUUUAACAGAAAACAUUCUCAUUAGAUUUUAUAAACUUUAUUAUUGUUUACGUGGUGAUGUGUGGAGACGCGGUCCAGACUGUUUUACACUCUUCUACUGCAGUUGUAAUAAACCGAUGUGAAACGGGUCAGCA
Messenger RNA from Hemibagrus wyckioides, 1829 nucleotides. RefSeq names its product thymidine kinase 2 (gene tk2). Gene Ontology annotation, cellular component: mitochondrion; cytoplasm. Bases 80 to 895 code for a protein of 271 amino acids. Lineage: Eukaryota; Metazoa; Chordata; Actinopteri; Siluriformes; Bagridae. The transcript is spliced from 10 exons. The record is from RefSeq and is a predicted model, not a curated record. Gene Ontology annotation, biological process: nucleobase-containing compound metabolic process. Gene Ontology annotation, molecular function: deoxynucleoside kinase activity; ATP binding.